UCGCUCGGAGAUACCUUAGAUUUGCAUCAGACCAUGCGGCAGUCCAAGCCCCGAAUACACGGGCUUGUCCAAAGCACGGCCCAUUGCUAAUCCCACUAGGCAGUACACCUGGCAAUGAGGCUACGUAUCGCAAGGCGCAGUUCAACCUCGAAGCCCUGGAGAAGAUUGUUGAGAAACCACCAAUGGCAUAUUAGACUCGAUGAGGCUGUCUUAGGGUAUAACUGCUAGUUGCGCCAACACCCGUGGUAUUUGUCCCUCGAUAUGAACACUGCCCCCUUGCUUAUCGAUUUAUGGGGAACGAGCAGCCUGCGAUUUGGGGGCGCAAAUAUUCCCAUCUUUUAUCGAUCUAGGCAGUGCUGUUAGUUUGAAGCAAUACAGAAGGCAGAUAACAAACAGUUUAAUGGUUGAACAGUACUUGUUAUUUCGACGAUAAAUUUGAAAUGUAUGUCCAGGAAUACCACAGACUGCCUCAGCCUUAUACUGUUCGUGCAACUUGCCUGAACCGGCGCUCACCACCGGCGGUGGUUGUAUCGGAGACAACUCCGACAUCUGAACAGGCCCACAGAUGCUCAAUGCACCGAACCCCAUUGGACACAGUCAGACAAUCCACCGAAUCCAGUGAAUCAUCUUGGUCCAUGCUUGUCGUGCUUGUCAGCUGUGGGGCAGAUGUGCCCGAGUCAUCGCAGGCGCUCUCAAAUAUCUUCAUCCUCACAGGCGCAAUGUCGACAAGCCAGCGCUCUAAACGGAAAGCACCGUCCCCGGCGUGUAAAAGAUGCAAGGACCAGCAUAUCCGGUGUGAUUCGGAGACCAAAGGGCUUCCUUGCUCGCACUGCCGGCGAGCGGGCAACGCCGACUGCCACAUUGCAAGGACGAAGAGAACGCGAGGAAGCAAUGGGCGAUUCGCAACCAGCGAACUAACCCAACCCAACCCAACGACGCGCAUAUCGGAUCGAGCCCCCCCGUUCUCGAUUGACUUUGAAGCGCUGUGCAGGAAUCGGCGAGGACAUUAUUUGUCUAGCGAAGGAUCAUCGAGUCAUGAUCGCCUGUAUGCGAGCACGCGCCAUCGUCAAGCGUCGCCUCCCAUCUGGGGCGAGAGCUGGUAUCUGUCAUAUGUGAUCCAAACGACAAACAGCGACCAAGACUGCCUGUAUCGGCCUAUACAGGAUGAUCAGGGCAACAAUGCAGUGGUCGGCCGCGACCACAGACCGGCCAGUACAUCGGGGCACCCUCUCCCCCCUGCAGAACUGGUGAAUGACCUUUUGCGUGGCUACUUUGCCAUAUUCCACCCGUUCUGUCCCAUUCUAGACCGGGAGGCAUUCCUUGCCUCGGUUAGUGACGGGUCGGUUUCCAAAGUCUUGCUUCGCUGUGUCCUUUUCAUCGCCUCCAUCCACUGUGAUCUCAAGACUAUACAUCUCCUGGGGUAUUCCGGGCGCAUAGAUGUAGAAGACGAUCUUUUCAGCUCAGCAAAGGCCGCCUUUGACGGGGAGCAGGAGAGCGAUCGGCUGGUAAUGCUUCUAUGCUCCUAUCUCCUCCACUACUGGUCCGGAUCUGCCAGCCAGAGCAGAGACUCGCUGUGGUGGCUGGCUGGCACGAUUCGCUCUGCGCAGUGUAUGCAGAUGCAUCGCAAGGCCCAGCACCGGAAUGUCCAGCCAGAGCGAGAGCGCAUGUGGCGUCGCAUCUGGUGGUUACUAUACAUUCGCGACAGACAAAUAUCGAUAUCGCUGGGAAAGCCCAUGAUCAUUCAUGACUCCGACUGCGAUGUUGAACUUCUCCGCGAGGACGACCUCAAGGGUGAAUCCUCAGAAACAGUUAAAUAUGUCCUGGCACAGGCCAGACUAUCAAUCGCAGUCUCCAACAUACUGAGAACCUAUUUCGCACCCUCAAGGGAAACUCUCUCAGACGAGACAAUUAUACUCGACUCUAUAUGUAGGGUGUUUUCAACUUGGGAAGAGAGCCUCUCGCCGGGUCUGCAUCAUUCAUCCCAUGCCCAGCUCCCUCUUAUUCUAAACCUGACUUCUAGGUAAGUCCAAGGCCGUUUGAGGGAAUAGUACUAAUUCUGUCAGCUACUAUCGCAUAAUUGUCCAUCAGACCUUUCAACGCACGUUCCAAAACCU
This is a messenger RNA of Aspergillus versicolor CBS 583.65, 2114 nucleotides long. Its product is annotated as Zn(II)2Cys6 transcription factor. Gene Ontology annotation, molecular function: DNA-binding transcription factor activity, RNA polymerase II-specific; zinc ion binding; DNA binding. Lineage: Eukaryota; Fungi; Ascomycota; Eurotiomycetes; Eurotiales; Aspergillaceae. The transcript is spliced from 4 exons. The coding region runs from base 441 to 2024 and encodes 527 amino acids. The record is from RefSeq and is a predicted model, not a curated record. Gene Ontology annotation, biological process: regulation of DNA-templated transcription; DNA-templated transcription.